AUGAGCACUGAAAGGAGCGGGGAAAAGCACCGAUUUCGAUACCAUUCUGACAAAAUCGAAGCCGACUAUGAAAAUAGUGAGCAUGUGCCUUGUCCUCGUGUGACGUAUCGUCACUUGCUCAGUACAAGCUACGAGCCUGAGAACCCAUUACGGGUCAUUGCACAUUGCGAUGUCGACGCAGCCUACGCACAGUUUGAGGCGUCGAGGCUUGGAAUAGACUCCCGCUCAAACCCACUGGUUGUGUUGCAGUGGAAGCAAAUCAUUGCUGUUAAUUAUGUGGCCAGGAAGUUUGGCGUAAGCAGAUUCAAUUGUACACUCGAGGAGGCCAAGCAACGGUGUCCAGACCUCCGCCUCGUACACGUCGCAUCGUAUGGACCCGGUGAUAAAUCGCCAAAAUACUAUGAGGAUCCUGAUCCAUCUAGUCACAAAAUUUCACUAGACAUGUAUCGGCGAGAAUCGAAGAAAAUUAUGGAUAUUUUUCAGCGCCAGUUGUGUCACGAUCAUGUGCCCUAUGGUCACGCAAACUAUGAACUCGAGUCUAUCACGACUGAAGGCUGGAGUCCAUCCGUUCUACACAUGAAAGGCCAAUCGAAAGACCAUGAUAUCAUAUUUGAAAAGGCAUCGAUUGACGAAUCUUUCUUUGACUUGUCUAGGUACGUGCGCAAGCAGAUACUAUCGCGUUUUCCUUCGCUGGACAUUCGCAAAGAGGUGAACGGUUUCGACGCUGAUACACGGGCAGCUCGACUCGAUGCAGAGCUGCCGCCUAUACCCAUGCAUGUACGUGAUGAGAUGAGCAUGCGAGCCUGGCUUGCUCUUGGUACCUGGCUUCCGCCUAGUGAGCACAGGGAAGAGCAAUCACUUCUUACGCCCCUUACAUGGAUCGACGUGGCGCAUGCUAUGGCGGCAGAACGUAUGAUAUCAGUGCGCUGGCACAUUUUGAACGAAUUGGGAUAUACAACCUCGGCUGGUAUCGCGUCGAAUAAAACAUUGGCGAAGCUAUGCUCAUCGUUCCGAAAACCAUGCAGUCAAACCAUGCUCCUUCCCCGGUACACAUGUGCCUUUUUGGCCCCUAUGCCGUAUCGAAAGAUUCGAUUUCUCGGUGGGAAAUUUGGUGCGGAUAUCGAAGGAGAAUGGAGUCAGUCGACUGUACGAGAAUUAUGGGGCGUGUCCCUUUUAGACAUGGAGAAACGAUUUGGAGCGGAUGGUAAAUGGUUGUAUCACUUGAUCCGUGGUAUUGACACAUCUAAUGUUGUCCAGCGCUCUGCUAAUCAUUCCAUGAUGUCAGCCAAGAAUUUUCGUCCUGGGAUUUCCUCCACGGCUGUGGCUCUUUCUUGGAUUGCCAUCAUGUCGUCUGAGCUAAGUAUGCGGCUACAAGAAGAGCGAGAAGAGGUGAAAAUGAUGUAUCCACGUACAUUGGUUCUAAGAUAUUUACUCGCGGAUUCCACCUCUAUGAAAAGUCAUCAAGUUCCGUUCGGAAAAAUUGCAAAUGAGCACUUAGAUCAUGAGAUUUAUGUGCGAGCAGAGAAACUUUGGAACGAGACGCUUGGUCGCGCCAUGCAGCAGCCGGGGCGCAUAGACGUCCGUGUUCUUUCACUUUCUUUUGCAGGUAUAGAGCGCAAGAUGAAAGAUCAGCAACCUCUUUCCAACUUCUUUUCUAAACGAAAAAGUGAUCAUGAUGCGAAAGUGGCCCUCAAGUUGCCUCGAACUCAGUCACCUCCCUAUGACUUAGUAACAGACCCAACAUCUCAAACAGAAAUGGCACAAUGGACAUGCUUGAAAUGCAGUCACGUACUCAGUGUUCCCAUUUUCGAGGAUGUUGAGCCUCAUGCCACAGAGCCGCCGUCUUACCUGGGUAUCCUGCAGCGGGCAUGCGAGGAACACGAGCAUUGGCACAUGGCCUUGGCCUUGGCGGAGAGGCUGGAGUAA
Messenger RNA from Malassezia restricta, 1926 nucleotides. Its product is annotated as DNA polymerase eta. Gene Ontology annotation, molecular function: damaged DNA binding; DNA-directed DNA polymerase activity. Gene Ontology annotation, cellular component: replication fork; site of double-strand break; nucleus. Gene Ontology annotation, biological process: response to radiation; error-prone translesion synthesis. NCBI's taxonomy places the organism in Eukaryota, Fungi, Basidiomycota, Malasseziomycetes, Malasseziales, Malasseziaceae. The transcript has a single exon. Bases 1 to 1926 code for a protein of 641 amino acids. The record is from RefSeq and is a predicted model, not a curated record.